GAUGGGAGGAGGAAAACCUCCCGCCGUCCCUUUAACAGCCAGCGGCGCUGCUCGGAGUUCAGGCCGGGGUCAGGGGGAGUUCGCAGCCCGGGUUUCACCUCCGAGCUGGCGGCGUCGGGAACCCCGAGGAACCGCUGCUGCUUCUUCCAUCACCUUCUCCUCUUCCUCCUCCUCUUCUUCCUCCUCCCGUUCCGUAGGACCGGCCGGGAGCGCGGGGUAUGGAGGAGCAGCAGCAGCAAAGGAGGAGGAGGGUGGAGGGGAACAGCAACCGGCGGCGGCCCCCCCGGGGCUGAGCCAUGAGAGUUCACCGAGACCUCGGCUGGCUGGCGGAGGCCACCGGGCGCCCAGGGCGGCGGGCGAGGAGCGGGAUGCUGGACGCCAUGGAGGUGCCGAGCCACUCGCGGCAGCUGCUGCUGCAGCUGAACACGCAGCGCACCAAGGGCUUCCUGUGCGACGUGAUCAUCGUGGUGCAGAACGCGCUCUUCCGCGCACACAAGAACAUCCUGGCGGCCAGCAGCGCCUACCUCAAGUCGCUGGUGGUGCAUGACAACCUGCUCAACCUGGACCACGAGAUGGUGAGCCCCGGCAUCUUUCGGCUCAUCCUCGACUUCAUCUACACUGGCCGCCUGGCCGAGUGUGAGCCGGGCGGCGAGCAGAGCCUGGGCGCUGUGCUGGCCGCCGCCAGCUACCUCCAGAUCCCCGGCUUGGUGGCCCUUUGCAAGAAGAAGCUGAAACGUAGUGGCAAGUACUGCCACCUGCGCGGGGGCUACGCGCCCUACAAACUGGGACGGGGACUGCGUGCCACCACGCCGGUCAUCCAGGCCUGCUACUCGGGGACGCCGCGGCCCGUGGACCUGCCACCCGUGGAGCCAGUGGCACCGCUCAACACACAAUGCGGGGAGCUGUACGCCUCAGCCGCGCAGGGAGCCCCGCUGCACCCCCAUGGGCUGUGCCCCCCUGAACGCCACUGCUCACCGCCCUGCGGCCUCGACCUCUCCAAGAAGAGCCCCACCGGCCCCUCCGCCCAACUCCUGCCCACCGACCGCCUGCUGCCCGGCGAGCCCCGCGAGCCCUCGCUGCCCCCGCGGCACGACAGCCCCCCGGUCAGCGCUGGCCUCUUGGCCAGUCACGCUGCCGCCUACAAGGACUCCCCGCCGGGCGGCGAGCCGGGGGGGCACCCCCAUGCCCCCGACCCCUUCCGCAGCACACCGCCCUGCGCCGAGCCCCCGCUGCCCCGCGCUGACGGACGCGAGCUGAUGUACCGCUGGAUGAAGCAUGAGCCCCUGGGCCCCUACCUGGAUGAGGGGGAGGCGGAGAAGGAGCUGGAGCGGGAGGAAAAGGCCGAGUCGCCGCCUGCGGCACCGCAGCCCCGCUACCCCAGCGUGGAGAGCAACGACCUGGAGCCUGAUAACAGCACGAGCGAGGAGACGGGCAGCAGUGAGGGUCCCUCGCCUGGUGAUGCAUUGGACCGCUACUGCAAUCACCUGGGCUACGAGCCGGAGAGCCUGGGCGACAACCUGUACGUCUGCAUCCCCUGCGGCAAGGGCUUCCCCAGCUCUGAGCAGCUCAACGCCCAUGUGGAGGCCCACAACGAAGAGGAGCUCUAUCACAAGGCUGCGGCCGAGCAGGCUGUGCCCUUCCUGGACAAGGGUGGCCCGGGGCUGGGUGACAUCCUGCGGCCCUACCGCUGCUCCUCCUGCGACAAGUCCUACAAGGACCCAGCCACGCUGCGGCAGCAUGAGAAGACGCACUGGUUGACGCGCCCCUACCCCUGCACCAUCUGCGGCAAGAAGUUCACGCAACGCGGCACCAUGACCCGCCACAUGCGCAGCCACCUCGGCCUCAAGCCCUUCGCCUGCGACGCCUGUGGGAUGCGUUUCACCCGCCAGUACCGCCUGACCGAGCACAUGCGCAUCCACUCGGGCGAGAAGCCCUACGAGUGCCAGGUGUGCGGCGGGAAGUUCGCUCAGCAGCGCAACCUCAUCAGCCACAUGAAGAUGCAUGCGGCCGGCCCCGAUGGCAAAGCCAAGCUGGACUUCCCCGACAGCGUCUACGCCAUGGCCCGCCUCACUGCCGACCAGCUGGGGCUCAAGCAGGAGAAGGCGGCCGAGCUGCUCUCCCACACCUCGCACUUCCUCAGCGACCCCAAGGCCAUGGAGAGCCUCUACCCACUGGCCAAGUUCACGGCCGAGCACCUGGGGCUGAGCCAGGACAAGGCGGCCGAGGUGCUGGUGCAGGCUCCACACCUCCAUGCCGAGGCCGCCCGGACCAUAGAGCGAUACUCGCCCCCCUAGCGCCGGCCUGGCCGGGGGGUGUGGGGGCCGCUGGACUCCCCUCGCUGCCCCGUGUGGAGCUGGGGGGGGCGAGAGGCGGUGGGUGCUCGCCCCCCAGCGCUGCUGAUGGCCCUGGAGAACUCGCUCGUAGCGGAAGGUCCCAUGAGAGCUGCCCCGGGACGGCUGGACGACACAUCCCGUGACGAGCACCCCGGCCUGUCCAGGAGAAGCCGACAAUUCAGGGACUGACCUCGCGGCGUGGUCCCCUCUCACUGCGGGGGGCUGCUGGGCCCCCAGCACCGGGCUGGGAGCGAAGCACAAGCUGUGAGGCCGGGCUGCGCCCCGAGGCUUUGGAGGACAUGAGCCCGCUCCUUACCUCAGGGCUGACCCCGGGCGGGGGGACGCCCUCGGCACUGCCAGCAUCGCCACGGCCCCACGCUGGGACCCGCCGGUGCUCGGCUCUGCCGCGACGGGACCGGACUGUGCCGCCCCGACUGCCGAGGGCCCGUGAGUAUGUUCGUCCGCCAUGCCCGGAGCGACGGCUCCAAGCUGCCGUCCAAGCGGGAGCGGUGAGCGCGGCCAUGCCGGGUUGGGGGGGUGGGUGCUCCGGCCAAACACCCUCCCGGGGCCAUGCUGGGAGCUCAGGACAGACUGACAGAGGGGGCCGGGAGGGUCUGAGCAGCAGGCGCAGGGCAAGGGGACGGCGGUUGGGUCCGGGCUGGGGAAUCACGAUGCUCCUCGCCCGGGAGCAAGCACUGACCCCAGGGCUGAACCCCGUGGCUCGGCCCCUGGCACCUCGUACUUUUGGGAGCUGGGGCAGGGCCUGUCACAGACUGAGCCCCUGGGCCCUGCUCCAGCAGGCACCUCACCAUCAGGGAUGCCUGGGAGGGGCCUGGGGGGACCCCAAGUACCCGGUGGCUUCACCCUCAGGCAGCCACUCGCCUUGACGAUUUUUAUUUUAAUUUUUAUUUUUUUUUGCCAAAGAUGCCCGUCCCCAGCGCGGCCAGGCCGGGCCGGGGCGGUCGUGACAAAGACAAAGCAGUCAGGUUUGUCAGCUACAAGGGGUGGGCAGGGGCUGCGGGAGAGGGGUCAGAGCUGAGGGCGACACGGGGCUGUCCCAGGCUGGGCUGUGGUGACCCAGGGCCAAACCCCACUCUGGGGCAUCCCCUGCCACCACUGUCCCCCCCUCUCCUGCUUUCUGCUUGGUGUGGUGAACCUCCCCUGGCCUGGACCCCCCCAGCCCGUGCCCUGACCCCUCCACCUGGGGCUAAUGUGAAGCUUCUCCCUUCCCGCGCCCCCUCCUCUCCUUUGCACAUGAGGCCCUGGGGUGGCCACCAGCAGUGACUGUCCCCAGCCUCGCAGCCACCGUGCCUUAGCCUGAGCUGGGGGAGUCCCCCUCGCCCCCCUGGGCACCCCAGGGCUGGCAGGGUCCCUCUGGAGCUGCCGUGGGGCAAGCGGCAGCGGCAGCACCCAAAGCACAGCUGGCAGUGCCCAACAGGGCCACCGGCCCCCCUGUAUCACGUCCGAUUUGUACACGGGCUCCUCGCCCUUUAUUUUUUUCUAUAGUCGAAACCGAACGAGCAAUAAAGUGACAUUAACACA
Columba livia (rock pigeon) is the source of this 3875-nucleotide messenger RNA. It is a transcript of the gene HIC1, whose product is annotated as HIC ZBTB transcriptional repressor 1. The record is from RefSeq and is a predicted model, not a curated record. The coding region runs from base 297 to 2294 and encodes 665 amino acids. Gene Ontology annotation, molecular function: DNA-binding transcription factor activity, RNA polymerase II-specific; protein binding. NCBI's taxonomy places the organism in Eukaryota, Metazoa, Chordata, Aves, Columbiformes, Columbidae. The transcript has 2 exons. Gene Ontology annotation, biological process: regulation of transcription by RNA polymerase II. Gene Ontology annotation, cellular component: nucleus.